Molecule: messenger RNA, 1469 nt
Organism: Daphnia pulicaria
Lineage: Eukaryota; Metazoa; Arthropoda; Branchiopoda; Diplostraca; Daphniidae
Product: endoplasmic reticulum-Golgi intermediate compartment protein 3-like
Exons: 10
Coding region: 238-1383 (381 amino acids)
Biological process (GO): retrograde vesicle-mediated transport, Golgi to endoplasmic reticulum; endoplasmic reticulum to Golgi vesicle-mediated transport
Cellular component (GO): endoplasmic reticulum membrane; endoplasmic reticulum; Golgi membrane
Source: RefSeq, a predicted model, not a curated record
UGAAAAUUGUAUGAUAAAAACUUAUCGAGUUAAGAAUUGUAAUCCAAGGUGGCGCAAAAAUCCAUCUUAGUUACCCCGUGUCGUCUCCUAUCUAACAUUAUCUGAACAAUGAACAUCGAGACUCAAGAAGUGAUCAACACAGCUGUCAAAAUAACCCCACAAUAUUAUACAUACAUUAGUGUUUUGUGAAGUCCCAGUUUAUAUAAAUUCAACACACCAACAUAGAAAGCAUAAAAGAUGAUUAAGAAUCUAGGAACUGCUUUUAAAACAAUUGAUGCUUAUCCAAAAACUUUAGAAGAUUUUACAAUAAGAACAGCAACUGGUGCUAUGGUCACAGUUUUCAGCAGUAUAAUUAUGGCCUUCCUAUUUGUGAUUGAAUUUCGAGAUUUUCUAUCAAUAAAUGUUUCAGAACAAUUGUAUGUGGAUACAACUAGAAUUCCAAACAUGAAAAUCAACUUUGAUGUCACAUUUCCAACAAUUUCUUGUUCAUACUUGAGUGUGGAUGCUGUAGAUUCAUCUGGUGAACAGCAGUUUGGAGUUGAACAUAACAUUUUCAAACAAAGACUAAACUUGUUAGGAGAGCCUUUACAAGCUGCUGAAUUAGAAGAGAUUAACAAAACUCACAACAAAACAGAAACAUCCACGGAAGAAUCAGCGUCAAAACCCUGUAAUAGUUGUUAUGGAGCUAAAGAAGGUUGUUGUGAAACAUGUGCGGAAGUUCGGGAAGCUUACAGGCAAAAAAACUGGGCUUUCAGACCGGAGGAAUUCGAGCAGUGCCGUAAUGAAAAAAAUUUGACAAGAGACUAUUCUGCGUUUAAAGAAGGCUGCAAACUUUACGGUUAUUUGGAAGUCAACAGAGUCAGUGGUUCAUUUCACAUUGCUCCAGGGAAAAGUUAUGCUAUUAACCAUGUUCAUGUGCAUGAUGUCCAACCUUAUUCAUCUGAAGAUUUUAAUGUCACACAUCACAUUAAUUCACUAUCAUUUGGAACUUCUCUAAUUGGAAAGGAAAACCCUCUAGAUGGUUUCCUCACUACUGCAGACAAAGGAGCUAUGAUGUUUCAAUAUUACAUCAAAGUUGUACCGACAUGGUACGUCAAGCUGGACGGAGAGGAAUUUCACACCAACCAAUAUUCUGUCACACGCCAUCAAAAGGUUGUUUCGUCUUAUGGGGGUGAAAGUGGAGUUCCAGGAGUGUUCUUUACUUAUGAAAUGAGCCCUUUACAAAUUUCGUACAAGGAAAGUAAAAGAUCGAUCGGUCACUUUGCCACUGAUGUAUGUACAAUUAUCGGCGGAGUGUUUACUGUUGCCGGAAUUAUUGAUUCCCUACUUUACCGGUCUUCAAAACUUUUGCAACAAAAAUUGCAACUGGGAAAAGCUACAUGAAUAAAAUUCAUUGUCUCGAUUAAUUCUUUAUACGGCCAUUUUAAUUUGUUUAAAUAGGUUUGCAAUAAAAAUAAGUCCUAGUCAAA